Molecule: messenger RNA, 1883 nt
Organism: Xylaria bambusicola
Lineage: Eukaryota; Fungi; Ascomycota; Sordariomycetes; Xylariales; Xylariaceae
Product: Alpha/Beta hydrolase protein
Exons: 4
Coding region: 528-1478 (316 amino acids)
Cellular component (GO): membrane
Molecular function (GO): palmitoyl-(protein) hydrolase activity
Source: RefSeq, a predicted model, not a curated record
GACAUGUCAUUGGCAUGGAUUAGUUUGCUCUUAAUAUCCGAAUAUUGAAGGGAGUGCAUAAUAGUAUAGGUAAGUAGUCUCAAUAGACUCAGCAGUGGGUAAGUUGGCAUACAGUCGACCGGUGACAAUUGCAACCCUUAGCGAGUUCCAAGGUUGCUUAUUGAACGUUAUACACGUGUCGAGGUGCUGAAUCGGGAUAGCCAAACUUUUGGGGUUGCCAAGGUUUGCUGUCUAGCUCCAAGUUCUAUAGAAUAUCAUUUGCUGGGCGGACGGACAGAGAGAGAUAACUCACCAAGUUUCUCUGCUAGCUUGCCCAAUUCAAGUAAGCAAGGCAUGAGACACACCCAGGCCCGUCGUGUAUAUACCUACACCGAUCCAGAGACAGACAGUCCACGUAGGUAGGAACUGUGGGCUUGCCAAGUGCCUCCUCCUGUCUCCUUCAGGCUUCCCGUCCUCCUCCCCCCGACUUGGUCGUUAGACCCCUUACCCAACCCAGAGAGACCCGUCAGCGACCCAAUAACCUAGACAUGUCUCCUCCGGGAGCCUCAAUGUCACAACCGACCUAUCUCGAGCAGACCGCCUCCCUGCUCAGUUCCGUCGCCGGCUACAUGCGCCUACCGGCGUUGGCGACUUCGGGUGUUGCUGCUAUUCUAACAUCGCUCCUAUAUUUCAAGCAGAAGACUUUGAUCUAUCCCUCCAAUAUCCCCGCCAAUGCCCGAACGGAAGUACCUCGACCUUCGCAGUUCGGUCUCAACAACUUUGAGGAGCUUGUAAUACCAACCACAGAUGGCGAGAAGCUAUCCGCGUUCUACAUCCGUGGGCCAAAGCGUGGUCGCCUCGCCAAUUGUACCGUGUUGAUGUUUCACGGCAAUGCAGGCAACAUUGGGCAUCGUCUCCCAAUUGCUCGUAUGCUGAUCAAUACGAUUGGCUGCAAUGUAUUCAUGCUAGAGUAUCGAGGCUACGGCAUGUCAACAGGCGAGCCAGACGAAAAAGGCAUCACAUUAGAUGCCCAGACCGCCCUCGACUAUCUUCGGAGCAGAGCUGAGACAAGUAAUCACAAGCUCAUAGUAUACGGGCAGAGCUUAGGAGGCGCUGUCAGCAUCAAACUCGUAGCGAAAAAUCAGCAGGCUGGCGACAUUGUCGGCCUUAUCCUAGAGAACACAUUCAUAUCUAUGCGGGCCUUGAUACCAUCCGUUAUUCCACCAGCCAAAUACCUGACCAUGUUAUGUCAUCAAGUAUGGCCCAGCGAAUCCAUAUUACCAAGCAUCACUGAAGUCCCGAUAUUAUUCUUGAGUGGCUUGCAAGACGAGAUUGUUCCUCCUUCUCAUAUGCGCAGACUAUAUGAAGUCUCCACAUCCCCAACUAAAAUAUGGAAGCCAUUGCCCGGUGGUGAUCAUAACUCGAGUGUUCUGGAGGACGGAUACUUCGAAGCUAUAUCUGAAUUCAUUGCCAAUGCUGCCGGAGGCGAGAAGUCAUGAUUGCAUCGGCGUUACGGGGAAACGGGGUUAAUCAGAUUUGCAUACAUAAGUUAGGGGCGGCCACUUGAUUUUUGUUUUCACUUUGUUUUGGCAAACCACGGCAGACCCCAUAGCAGAUGGGAUCAGUGUACCCUCUCCCACCUAAGAUACCCCUACUACUAAAGUCAAUAAUUUAGCCCAUUCCGUAACAAAUUAUUGAUUCUAGUACGACUGCGCCCUAAAUAUGUAUACUUAAUACAGUAUUGCUUCAACCAAAUUUCACAGCAAAAUAAUGACAAUCCAAUCUUAUUGGGGAAACUAUGUCUCAUUGACGUCUUGGAGAUAAUUCAGAUCAACUGUAUUAGUAUCGGGUAAUUUAGUGAUUAGGUUCCCUUGCACAACGUAACAUUUUAGUACUAUACCUAG